AUGGUCGUGCUUUCAGAACACAAUCCCCUUGAAGAUCCGUUUGCUUAUCCGAUGAUUUCAUUCGUUGUCGGUACAUCAGCUAUGUUUUUAAUGAGUUCAGGAGCGCACUUGUUUAACUCCAUGUCAAGCAAGACACGCCAUGUUUGUUUCUUCUUCGAUUACGCAGCGAUCAGCGUGUAUGCCUUUUCUGCAGGCCAAGCUUUUUACUUCUACUCAAGACCUCUGAAACUAGACUGGGUAAUAUUCCGUUCGUAUCCGUCCUUCGUGGCUUUAUGUACGAUCGUGUCGUGUCUAUCGUUGUCUUCCUGCUGUGCAUCGAGACACCGCUGGAUUGGACACAAGUUUUUAAUUCGCACCGGAACGUUCAUGGCCUCAUUCUUCAUCAACACAUCACCCUAUUGGGUUCGAAUGUGGGACUGCCAAUCAGAUAUAGACUGCAAUUCUGUGUCCAUCCCCUAUUUCAAGAGGCAGGCCUUGUUCUUCGCCAUUGCUGCCCUGGCAAAUGGUAGCAGAUUACCUGAGCGACUUAUGCCCGGCGUGUUUGACUUCUGUGGUCAGAGUCAUCACUUUUUACACAUCCUGUGCGCUAUUGGUACAGUAGAUGAGUUUACAGCUCUUUAUUUGGACAUGCUAGGGAGGCGAAAGGCCCUUGAGUUGUCGCAUGUGACUCCCACGUUUGCUAAUAGUCUUCUGCUGACUACAGUGGUCUUAGUUGCUAAUGUGGCAAUUGUCUUAUGGUUUACCCGUGCGAUCAAGUCCAAUGACACUGCAUGUAAGAAAAAAACUUAA
This is a messenger RNA of Porites evermanni, 789 nucleotides long. NCBI's taxonomy places the organism in Eukaryota, Metazoa, Cnidaria, Anthozoa, Scleractinia, Poritidae. The record is from the annotation of a GenBank genome assembly.